GACGUUCAAUAAAUCGCCGCCAUGGGUGAUAUGUUUCGCAGUGAAGAGAUGGCUUUGUGCCAGCUCUUCAUACAGCCUGAGGCUGCCUAUGCCUCUGUAGCUGAGUUGGGUGAAUUGGGUUGUGUACAGUUCCGCGAUCUUAAUGGAGAAGUCAGCUCCUUCCAACGUAAAUUCGUCACCGAAGUGAGACGUUGUGAUGAACUUGAACGUCGCAUACGCUAUGUGGAAAAUGAAAUGCGUAAAGAUGACAUUGAAAUGCCCAAGCUGGAUGAAGACAAUGAACCGGCUGCACCAAAUCCAAGAGAAAUUAUCGAUUUGGAGGCUCAUUUGGAAUCGAUUGAGACCGAAUUGAAGGAAUUGAGUCAAAAUGCUGUCAAUUUGAAUGUCAACUACAAUGAUAUGAGUGAAUUGAAGGCAGUGUUGGAAAACACUGAAAGUUUCUUUGAUGACAAAGAGAUACUCAAUUUGGAUACAAAUCGUUAUGUCGACCCUAAUGAUGUGAAUGCCCAACAGCAGAGGGGUCAAUUGGGUUUCAUUGCCGGUGUUAUCAAGCUAGAGAAAUUCUUUGCCUUUGAACGUAUGUUGUGGCGUAUUUCACGUGGUAAUGUUUUCUUGAAACGCAGUGAUUUAAGCGGUAUGCUUAAGGACCCUGAAACAGGAAAUCCCGUUUUGAAGACUGUGUUUGUGGCCUUUUUCCAAGGUGAACAAUUGAAGCAGAGAAUUAAGAAGAUCUGUUCGGCAUUCCAUGCUGCCGUCUAUCCAUGUCCCAGUGCCCACCAGGAACGUGUGGAUAUGUUGAAAGAUGUCUCGACGAGAUUGGAAGAUUUGAAAUUGGUAUUGAACAGCACCGCCGACCAUCGUAAUCGUGUUUUGGUUAGUGCUGCUCGCAACUUGCCAGCCUGGACCGUUAGUGUCAAGAAAAUGAAGGCCAUUUAUCAUACCCUGAACAUGUUCAACAUGGAUGUUUCGAACAAGUGUUUGAUUGGUGAAGGUUGGGUACCACUCAAUGACUUCCAGACGGUGAGCAAUGCCUUGGCCAGGGGUUCAAAAUUGGUGGAGAGUACCAUUCCCUCGUUUGUGAAUAUCAUCGAGACCCAUGAACAACCACCCACUUUCACGCGUACCAACAAAUUCACCAAUGGUUUCCAGAACCUUAUCGAUUCCUAUGGCGUGGCAUCGUAUCGUGAGGCAAAUCCUGCUCUCUAUACUUGCAUCACUUUCCCCUUCUUGUUCGCUGUGAUGUUUGGUGAUUUGGGUCACGGCUUGAUAUUGUUUGCUUUCGCUUUGUACCUGGUCAUCCGUGAGAAUGAAUUGCGUAAAAUCAAGGGUGAAAUUUUCCAACUUUUCUUCGGUGGUCGCUACAUUAUCCUACUGAUGGGUCUGUUCUCCUUGUACACCGGUUUCAUAUACAACGACGUUUUCUCCAAGUCCAUGAAUAUCUUUGGAUCCAGUUGGAGAGCACGUUACAAUACCACCACCGUCCUUGAUAAUCCUAAUUUGCAAAUGAAUCCUGAAUACCAUGUGGAGGGGGUCUAUCCCAUGGGUUUGGAUCCCAUUUGGCAAUUGGGCGAUAACAAAAUCAUUUUCCUUAACACUUACAAAAUGAAGUUGUCCAUUAUUUUCGGUGUACUGCACAUGAUAUUCGGUGUCUGCAUGUCCCUGGUCAACUACACCCAUUUCAAGAGACGUGUUAACAUCAUUAUGGACUUUAUACCCCAAAUUGUCUUCUUGGUUUUGUUGUUCGGCUACAUGGUAUUUAUGAUGUUCUUCAAGUUCGUCAAAUACUCCGCCAAGGCUGAUGAACAGGCCCUGACACCUGGCUGUUCUCCAUCGAUUUUGAUUCUCUUCAUUAACAUGAUGUUGUUCAAACAUCAAGAACCCCUGGACGGUUGUGAGGAAUAUCUCUUCGAGGGUCAGGAUAUGAUACAGACUGUAUUUGUUAUCAUUGCCGUUAUCUGUAUUCCAUGGAUGUUGUUGGGUAAACCUUUAUAUAUUAUGUGUCAACGUAAGAAGCAACCUGCCGUGCAUCAUACCAAUGGAGAUGUCGAAAAUAAUGCCGUUAAGCCCGCUCCAUCUGCUGAGGGUGGUCAUGGUGGCCAUGGUCAUGAAAACGAGCCCAUGGGUGAAGUUUUCAUUCAGCAAGCCAUUCACACAAUUGAAUAUGUUUUGAGUACCAUUUCGCAUACGGCCUCAUAUUUGCGUUUGUGGGCCUUGUCAUUGGCUCAUGCCCAAUUAUCUGAAGUCUUGUGGAACAUGGUCAUGCAUAUGGGUUUUGUUCCUAUCGACUAUGUUGGAGGUGUUAUCAUUUUCUUCAUGUUCGGCGCCUGGGCUGUCUUGACAUUUGGUAUUUUAGUCUUGAUUGAAGGUCUAUCCGCCUUCUUGCACACUUUACGUUUACAUUGGGUCGAAUUUAUGAGCAAAUUCUAUGAAGGUUUGGGCUAUGCCUUCCAACCAUUCUCAUUCAAAGCCAUGUUGAAUGAAGUUGAAGAAUAAAAAAAAUAUAUAUAUUU
Molecule: messenger RNA, 2510 nt
Organism: Musca vetustissima
Lineage: Eukaryota; Metazoa; Arthropoda; Insecta; Diptera; Muscidae
Product: V-type proton ATPase 116 kDa subunit a 1-like
Exons: 4
Coding region: 22-2493 (823 amino acids)
Biological process (GO): proton transmembrane transport; vacuolar acidification
Cellular component (GO): vacuolar proton-transporting V-type ATPase, V0 domain; vacuolar proton-transporting V-type ATPase complex; plasma membrane
Molecular function (GO): ATPase binding; proton-transporting ATPase activity, rotational mechanism
Source: RefSeq, a predicted model, not a curated record